UACAUCUCAGUCUCACAAUCACAUUUUGUCCUUUUUCAUAAUUUAUUUAUUAUUAUUUUUGUGUCAAGCCAAAAUACUAGAGGAUUACAUUUUGGGGGAUUAAGGAGAAUCUCAGGAAUCGAAUCAUCAUCAUCUCUUUCUCUCCUCCACUCGAUGGCUGCUUUCACGUGUAGUUCCCGGCCGCCGGUUUCUCUCCGAUCAGAGAUGAGAAUCGGUUCAACGCCGACGGGUUCCUUCUCUACUCGACAGAUGUUCUCUGUGUUACCUGAAUCGGGAGGAUUGAGGACUCGCCUUUCUCUGUCAUCAGUCUCCAAGAUUUCUAGGGUUUCUCGAUUACAACGACGAGGUGGUGGUGGUGUUAUCUGUGAAGCUCAGGAAACUGCUACUGGGAUACCAGUGGUCAACGAUUCGACAUGGGAGUCUCUUGUUCUCAAGGCUGAUGAGCCUGUGUUUGUGGACUUUUGGGCACCAUGGUGUGGACCCUGCAAAAUGAUUGAUCCCAUUGUCAACGAACUGGCAGGACAGUACGCAGGGAAGAUGAAGUUCUACAAACUAAACACUGAUGAGUCUCCUUCAACCCCUAGCCAGUAUGGUGUUAGAAGCAUCCCGACCAUCAUGAUCUUUGUCAAGGGUGAGAAGAAGGAUACUAUCAUCGGUGCUGUGUCUAAAACCACAUUAGCAACCAGCAUCGACAAAUUCUUGUAAUGAAGAUAGUUGUCACUGUUUAAAAAAGUCUCUCUUUUCUCUGUAUCUCAAGAACUUAUCUAUUCUCCACUCAUCACUGUUCAUCUAGACAUGUAUAAUAUAAUACAAUGUCUCCGAUAUUCAGAAAUUGAGUUUACGAAGACAUUAUAUGUGAUA
Messenger RNA from Camelina sativa (false flax), 861 nucleotides. Its product is annotated as thioredoxin M1, chloroplastic. Gene Ontology annotation, cellular component: cytoplasm. The record is from RefSeq and is a predicted model, not a curated record. NCBI's taxonomy places the organism in Eukaryota, Viridiplantae, Streptophyta, Magnoliopsida, Brassicales, Brassicaceae. Gene Ontology annotation, molecular function: protein-disulfide reductase activity.